AUGGGAAACACAAUUCGAUACGCCAUUUUUUCGCAACCGUGGUUGCUUGCCGCGGCUAUCGUUACUAUUUUCAGCUUAGUUGUCAUCACCAAAGCACUGUUACAUCCCCUCCGAGAUGUCCCAGGGCCAUUUUGGGCUCGAUUUACCCGGCUGUGGUAUUUGCGAGCCGUGAGCAUGGGAGACUUUGAGAUGAAAAACAUUGACCUUCACCGAUCUUACGGAUCAAUCAUCCGUAUAGCACCUGGGCAAUACUCUCUCAAUGACCCCGAGGCAAUUCGCACAAUAUACUCGCAUUCGUCAAAUUUCGUUAAGGCACCAUGGUAUCUCGCCAGCUCGAAUCCGAAUUCCGAAUCUCGUGAUCUCUUUACGGAUUUAGACCCUAGGAGCCACGCAAAAAAUCGACGAAAGGUCGCAUCGCUCUACAGUAUGAGCAGUUUAAUCCCGAUGGAGUCUUGUGUUGCCGAUUGUACCAACGUCUUGAUCGAACGUUUCACUGAGUUUGCCAAGUCUAGACAGACGUUCAAUUUACAGAAUUGGAUGCAAUUUUACGCGUUCGACGUGAUUGGUCUUAUCACUCUCAACAAAAGAUUUGGGUUCCUCGAUAGUGGUACAGACCAAAACUCACUCAUAACAUCUCUUAACUCAUACCUUGUAUACGCAUCCCAAGUCGGGAUCUUUCAGGAGUUGCAUCCUUUUUUGUCUAGAAUGCUUGCUCUUCUUCCAUCAAAUGGCAUCGCGCAUCUGGGAGCCUUCACAUUGCAACAGGUUUCUGAGGGCCAGAGGAAGUUUAGGGAGAAAUCUUCAGCUGAUUCUUCGGAUCCAUUCCUCAAAAGACUGCUCAAUAUGCACAGUGAAAAUCCGGACAAAAUCAGUGAGGCGGAUAUCUUCACAACGUGUAUAACAAAUAUUGGGGCGGGAUCGGAUACAACAUCUAUCUCUCUGACGGCUAUCUUGCACAAAAUAUGCCAGCACUCGGACGUUUAUCAAAAGCUCCGCAACGAGAUAGACACAGCCGAUGACCAGGGGAAACUAUCAUUUCCCGCCAUCACUUUCCGGGAAUCUCAAGCUUUGCCAUAUCUACAAGCAUGUAUAAAAGAAAGCAUGCGUCUGCAUCCUGUUACAGGCUUACCGCUGGCUCGAGUUGUUCCUAAAGGCGGGGCAACCCUUUGCGGCAGGUUCUUUCCUGAAGGAGAAAUUGUGGGUGUUAAUACAUGGGUCAUACACCGAAAUAAAGCUGUGUUCGGGAACGAUGCAGAUUCAUAUAGGCCAGAGAGGUGGAUGGAUAACCCUGCCGGCGUCUCCGAAAUGGAGCGCAAUUUCUUGGCUUUCGGCUCUGGAUCGCGGACCUGUAUUGGCAAAAAUAUUAGCUUGGUGGAAAUUGGGAAAUUGAUUCCAGAGCUCAUUAGGCGCUUCGACUUUGAGUUGGUUAAUCCCGAAGCACCGGUAAAGACCCACAAUGUUUGGUUCGUCAAACAGUUGGAUGUUCAAUGUCGCGUUCAGUUACGCAAAAAGUGA
Messenger RNA from Penicillium canescens, 1515 nucleotides. RefSeq names its product cytochrome P450. The coding region runs from base 1 to 1515 and encodes 504 amino acids. The record is from RefSeq and is a predicted model, not a curated record. The transcript is spliced from 7 exons. Gene Ontology annotation, molecular function: monooxygenase activity; oxidoreductase activity, acting on paired donors, with incorporation or reduction of molecular oxygen; heme binding. NCBI's taxonomy places the organism in Eukaryota, Fungi, Ascomycota, Eurotiomycetes, Eurotiales, Aspergillaceae.